AGAUUCACAUGUAACAUGGAAGUUAAAAACAAAUCAGUUGUUUUUGAUAUUUUUCUUCGUGGACUCACAGAUGAUACAGAGCUGCAGCCCUUCAUCUUUGGCCUUUUUCUAUGUGCAUAUUUGAUCACCAUCUUUGGAAAUCUUCUUAUAAUGUUGGCCAUCAAUUGUGACUCCCAACUCCACACCCCCAUGUAUUUCUUUCUCUGCCAUCUGUCUUUUAAUGACAUGUAUUUAAUAAGCAUUACAGUCCCAAAGAUGUUGGUGAGUAUACAAACAGAGGAUCAGAGGAUCACUUUUGCUGGCUGCCUCAGCCAGGGAUGCUUUGUUGCAGUUUGCACCAUCUUUGAGUGUUUUCUCCUUGGAGUGAUGGCCUAUGACCGCUAUAUAGCCAUUUGUUAUCCUCUAAGGUACACAGUCCUCAUGAACCCCUGCUUCUGUGUUAUUCUGGUACUUAUCUCUCUAUUCUUAAGUAUUAUAAAUGGUCUGCUGCAUAGCCUCAUGGUUCUGUACCUGUCCUUCUGCACAGAUCUGGAAAUCCUACACUUCUUCUGUGAAAUUGCACAAAUUAUCAAGUUUGCCUGUUCUGACAGUCUCAUCAACAGAAUCUUGAUAUUUGUUACAGCUUCUAUUUUUGCUGGUAUUCCUCUGUUUGGAAUAAUUUUCUCUUAUGUUCACAUUGUUUCUACAGUGGUGAAAAUUACAUCAUCAGAAGGAAAGUACAAAGCCUUUUCCACUUGUGGGUCUCAUUUGUCAGUUGUUUCUUUGUUCUAUGGGACUGGUUUUGGUGUAUACAUUACCUCAAACAUGAUUGAUUCACCAAAAAAGAUUGCUGUGGCUUCGGUGAUGUAUUCAAUAGUUCCUCCAAUGAUGAAUCCCUUUAUCUAUAGUAUGAGGAACAGAGAUAUGAAGGAGGCACUGAAGAAGGUAAUUGCUAAGACAGCUUCUCUCCUCUGA
Apodemus sylvaticus (European woodmouse) is the source of this 954-nucleotide messenger RNA. RefSeq names its product olfactory receptor 7G2-like. Bases 16 to 954 code for a protein of 312 amino acids. The record is from RefSeq and is a predicted model, not a curated record. Gene Ontology annotation, biological process: G protein-coupled receptor signaling pathway. The transcript has a single exon. Gene Ontology annotation, cellular component: membrane. NCBI's taxonomy places the organism in Eukaryota, Metazoa, Chordata, Mammalia, Rodentia, Muridae. Gene Ontology annotation, molecular function: olfactory receptor activity; G protein-coupled receptor activity.